This is a messenger RNA of Zygotorulaspora mrakii, 1098 nucleotides long. RefSeq names its product GSK family serine/threonine-protein kinase. Gene Ontology annotation, molecular function: protein serine/threonine kinase activity; protein serine/threonine/tyrosine kinase activity; ATP binding. NCBI's taxonomy places the organism in Eukaryota, Fungi, Ascomycota, Saccharomycetes, Saccharomycetales, Saccharomycetaceae. The transcript has a single exon. The coding region runs from base 1 to 1098 and encodes 365 amino acids. The record is from RefSeq and is a predicted model, not a curated record. Gene Ontology annotation, cellular component: cytoplasm. Gene Ontology annotation, biological process: protein phosphorylation; signal transduction.
AUGAAUGUUUCAGAACUUACUAACCAAGCGAUAGUACAAAAACAAGUCUAUUAUGGCCACCCAAAUGAGCAAGGUACGAAUGAACCGAUACAGAUAAGCUACCCAACGACAGAAGUAGUGGGGCACGGAUCCUUUGGGGUUGUCUUCACGACAACCAUUGAAGAAACGAACGAAAUGGUGGCGAUUAAAAAAGUUUUGCAAGAUAGAAGAUUCAAAAAUAGGGAAUUGGAAAUAAUGAAAUUGCUCAAACAUAAAAACAUAAUAGAUUUAAAGUAUUAUUUUUACGAAAAGGACACACAGGGUGAAGUUUAUCUGAACUUGAUUCUUGAUUUCAUGCCCCAGUCAUUGUAUCAACGAUUACGUCAUUUUGUUCAUCAACAAAGUGUUAUGCCCAGACUAGAAAUUAAGUGUUACAUGUAUCAGUUAUUCAAGGCAUUAAAUUAUUUGCAUCAUCACACAAACGUGUGUCAUAGAGAUAUUAAGCCGCAAAACUUACUGGUAAAUCCAAAUAAUUGGGAAUUAAAGCUUUGUGAUUUUGGUUCAGCGAAGCAAUUAAAACCGUCCGAACCGAAUGUUUCGUAUAUUUGCUCGCGUUAUUAUCGUGCCCCAGAAUUAAUCUUUGGUGCAACCAAUUAUACAAACCAAAUUGACGUUUGGUCAUCUGCUUGCGUUAUGGCAGAAUUAUUGUUAGGCCAACCAAUGUUUCCUGGGGAAAGUGGUAUUGAUCAACUGGUUGAAAUUAUAAAAAUUUUAGGCACGCCCUCAAAACAAGAAAUUUGUGCAAUGAAUCCAAAUUACAUGGAACAUAAAUUUCCCCAGAUUAAACCAAUACCAUUGAAUAAGGUUUUCAAGAAAGAGGAUGAUUCUACAGUUGAAUUUUUAAACAACAUGUUACGGUAUGACCCUUUAGAAAGGUUCAAUUCUUUGCAAUGCUUAUGUUCAACUUAUUUUGAUGAAUUACGAUAUUCCCAAGAUAAUUUAAGAGAAAUUGUCAAUAAUCUAGAUUUGCUACAUUUUGAUUAUCAAACAGAAUUAGGUCACUUAACAAAUGACCAAUUAGCUGCUGUAAAAUUAAAAUUAAUGCCCAACAUAAUAUAA